This is a messenger RNA of Anguilla rostrata (American eel), 1857 nucleotides long. RefSeq names its product E3 ubiquitin-protein ligase rnf213-alpha-like. The record is from RefSeq and is a predicted model, not a curated record. NCBI's taxonomy places the organism in Eukaryota, Metazoa, Chordata, Actinopteri, Anguilliformes, Anguillidae. Bases 25 to 1857 code for a protein of 610 amino acids. Gene Ontology annotation, cellular component: nucleolus; membrane; cytosol. Gene Ontology annotation, molecular function: ubiquitin-protein transferase activity; ATP hydrolysis activity. Gene Ontology annotation, biological process: ubiquitin-dependent protein catabolic process; negative regulation of non-canonical Wnt signaling pathway; sprouting angiogenesis. The transcript is spliced from 4 exons.
CAGGUCUUCUCCAGUGUCCAGAGGAUGGCCCUAGCUUUUAUCAAACUUCAUGCUGCAGGAAACCCCCUGUUCCAGCGCUGGGAAGCUAAAAUCAGCUGCCAACCAAACAGCGAGGCCAGCAUCGUCAUGGACUUCCACCUUGGCAGUGGCCAGGGCGUGGGCAAGGUUGUGGUGGAGGGUGACAUGCUGGAGCAGCUGCCAGAACUGUGCACGAAGAUGGAGCAAUAUCUGUCUACCUGGAAGAAGUUCAUGAAGGAGCAGAGAUCCAUGCAUUAUUAUCUCAACUACUACACAGCAGAGCAGGUAGUGUACCUGUGCAAUCGGCUGAGCCCAGGGACGCAGACUCCAACGUUGGAUGGUCAGGUGGUGACCAUGCUCUCCUUCAUCAGACCUGGCUGCGACACUCAGGGUUUGAGGGAGAUGCUGCGUGUGUUCUGGGGCGAUUUUCACAGCGGAGAUACAUUGCAAGAGCGACGGGAUGAGGUUGACUUACAAGCAGUCGUGGAGGAGGAGCAGGUAUGCGAGGAGGAGAAGGAGAAGGUGUGGGAGGUGGAAGAGAGUCAGACUAGUGGCUUUGGACAGCUGGAUCAGCUGUGGGACGCUUACAUGAGGGACAUGAGGGGUUUCCUCCCCCACACUCUGGAUGUCCCAAGCCUGGGGAGACUGCUGGGACAGCUGGCUUACAAGGGAGAAGAAGAGUGUAAGGAAGAGGAGAAAAAGGUGGUGAUGAGGAGCCUACCAGGUGGAUUCUCCAGCAGCCGACCAAACCUAGUGGUCUGCCCUCCAGCUGAGAUCCUGACCUCCUGCCUCUGCAUCUACAUGGCCAGCGAGUUAGAGCCACUGCCCUCCUAUGACGAGGUGCUCCUAUGUGACCCCGAUACCCCCUACCAGCAGGUGGAGCUCUUCCUCCAUCGUUGCCUCACGGCUGGCUACAGGGGCCAGAAGAUCUACACCCUCCUCCAUGCCGAUCGGCUGGGCUAUGACGUGAGCUUCAAGGCAGAGCAGCUGUUCCAGGCCCUGAGCCUUCGGUGCACUCAUGACUACAGGCUGGUGAUCAUCUGCAGCUCCAGCAGGGAGCAUGCCUACCUUCCCUCUGCCUUCAGCCAGUACCGCCUCCUCGCAAUCCCUCAGGAGCCCCUGGAAAGGGUGCAGAGGUACCUCUCCCACCACUACACUGUCCCGCCAGAUCAGCCUAGCGCAGCAGAUGUCUUCAAAGGGCGGCAGUUUGUUGGGGUCGUAUCAUCCAAACGGGCAGGAGUCGGUAAAUCCCUGUACAUUCAAAGGCUGUACAAGAAGCUACAAGAAUCAGCUAAUGAAGAAGUCGCCUCGCUGAAGUGCAUUCGAUUGAUCGAACCGCAAGUUGACGAAAAUAUCAUCCUCAAGUCCCUGCUCAAUACUGCUGAAGGGAAGGACCUGACUAUUUUUCAUUUUGAUGUUAUGUCAUCGGUGCAGAAAGGUUUGCAUGAGUUUCUGUUCCGACUGCUGAUCCUCCGGUACCUGAUGGACUCUGAGGGCCGGAUGUGGAAGUGCAGUGAAGGGCAGCUGUAUGUCAUUGAGAUCCUUCAGUCCCCUCAAGAUUUGCACCAAAACCUUCCAAGAGCUAGUGGGAUCGCGAAUACAGCGGCUGAAAUGGGGUUUCCCUCUAGAGUAACAGGGCUUACUCUCCUUGAUACGGUGAGGAGCUCAGCCAUCCGGGAGGACCUCAGAGUAGAGCCACUGCUCUUCGGCACUGAAAGGAGGCAGUUGAGGUGCUCCGGGCAUCUGAUAAGGUUGCCUCCUUGCCGCCUCCCUCUGGAGGUGUUUCCAACAAGACCACCAGGGAGGAGACCCAGGGAGGAGACCCAGGGGCAGACCUAG